Blastomyces dermatitidis ER-3 is the source of this 2554-nucleotide messenger RNA. Its product is annotated as murein transglycosylase. Lineage: Eukaryota; Fungi; Ascomycota; Eurotiomycetes; Onygenales; Ajellomycetaceae. Gene Ontology annotation, biological process: fungal-type cell wall organization. The transcript is spliced from 4 exons. The coding region runs from base 617 to 1921 and encodes 434 amino acids. The record is from RefSeq and is a predicted model, not a curated record. Gene Ontology annotation, cellular component: cell surface; fungal-type cell wall.
CGGGGGUGCAAUGUACUGUAUCUCCUGUACAGCCGGCGUACUGACAUUACCAGGCACCGUAUUAUUGUUGUUAUUCUCUCGCUUACCGUUCCUUCCUCGCUCCCGUCUCCGUCUCCGUCUCCGUCUCCUCGCUCGCUCUUCUCAACACUCUCUUCCGUCACCUUCACCAUUCUCUGCUACUCACCCUCCUCCAGUGCCUUUUCUUUUCCCUCCCACUUGGAAGACCGUGUCGUCUUCCUCUCACGCUCAUUCGGAAAUUUAAAAUUCAACAGCUCCUGUGUCUUGCUUUCCGCACUCUCUCCGGCAGGCUCCCCCAGCACCCAGUCCGUUCCCUGGUCAAUUCAUCCUCACGUUCCCUCAGCCGACUGCUUAGCCCGCACGAAUCGAACCCGUCUCUACCACCGCUACUCCAGCUUGUAUAAAGGAGCCCACAUUGAUUGACCGUGUCGUUGACUGUUGAUAUUUGAUAUUUCCAGUACGCUUUUGUCGCCUGGGAGCUCAGCUUGUUGCUCUCGUCCGUCCCGACAAGAAAAUAGGGGUCUCCGAGAGACCUCGCGCCAGUCCUUACUCUCAACACGUGCGGCUUGACGUCGUUUGAACAGAAAAGACUCCAACUAUGAAGUUUACCGCUUCCGUUGUUUUGACCGUCGCUGCGGCCGGCUCCCUAGCCGCUGCCCAGCCUCACAGACACAAUCACCAUCGCCAUCAUCAUGUGAAGCGCGCCCCAGACGCAACCGAAGUCGUCGUCGUUGCUGGACCAACCGUCUAUGCGUAUGAGUUGGAUGGUGAACUUAUUGACGGGAAGGAAGCCUGCAAAGGUAUUAAAGAUGGGUCCUUGCAGUGGGCCGAUCCAGCUGUCUCGGACGACGCUUGCGCUCCACAACCCUCAGUCACCGCGCUCAAGGCGGGUGAAUUCUACGAGAAGCCCGAACCAACUCCUACCCCGUCCCCGAGCAUUGACCCUCCUAAGGUUGAAAUUCCUAAGAUUGAAAUCCCAAAGGUGGAAAUCCCAAAGGUGGAAAUCCCCAAGGUGGAAAUUCCCCCCAUUUCCAUCCCCAAACCACCACCACCACCGCCAAUGGGCGGCUCCGGGCUCGACAGCGAGUUCCCUGACGGAAAGAUUUCCUGCUCUGAAUUCCCGUCGGAUUAUGGCGCCAUCUCUUUGGACUGGCUUGGUCUUGGCGGAUGGAGUGGUAUUCAAUAUGUCACCGUGAAAGACUCCUCAGUUACCGAUAUUCGCACCGGCAUCGAGGGUGAUAGGUGUGAGGAUGGAUCCAUGUGCUCUUACGCUUGUCCUCCUGGUUACCAAAAGACCCAGUGGCCUUCGACUCAAGGUGCGACUGGCCAGUCGGUUGGUGGCUUGGAAUGUUCCGGUGGCAAGCUCCGCCUCACAAACCCAUCCCUCUCUAAGAAGCUUUGUAUGAAGGGUGCCGGUGGCGUCGAGGUCAAGAAUACUAUGAACAAGGUCGUUGCCGUUUGCCGUACCGAUUACCCUGGCACUGAAUCCGAAACUGUCCCACUUUCUGCCACACCAGGCUCCACCCAGCCGCUAACAUGCCCUGAUGCUGGCAGCUACUAUGUCUGGGAGAAUAAGCCCACCUCCGCUCAGUAUUACGUCAACCCCAAGGGAGUCUCGAUCCAAGAGGGCUGCCAAUGGGGUGAUGGAAGCCGCCCAAUCGGCAACUUCGCUCCUAUCAACUUGGGCGUUGGCAAGCGGGAUGGAGCGACUUUCAUCUCCAUUUUUCAGAACAAACCAACCACCAACGCGAAGCUUGACUUCAAAAUUGAGAUCCAAGGCAGUGAUCUGGGUGGAAAGUGCAAGUAUGAGAACGGCUUGUUCUGGGACGCGAAUGGAUCCAAUGAGGAUGGGUGCACCGUCAACGUUAGAUCAGGCACUGCAACCUAUGUGUUCAGCGACUAAUUUUCUUCUUUUCCUUUUCGUCUAUCUUGUUUUCACGCUCCAGCCCAGCAAUGUCAAUUCCAAGGGCCAAAGAAAACUCGCUUUCUACGAUGUGGGGGGAUAGGGGAGAUUGAACAAUCACAAUCUAUAUGAAUCAACGAGGCCAUUUUACCAGUUUUAUAUUCUUCUUUCCCCCUUUCUUCUUCCUUCAAAACUUUUCACAAAAUCGCCUCUGUCUCUCCGCUCGCUUACCGCCCCGUCCUUUCUCCUGCUCUUCUUGAGAUGGCAUGGUGGACGGUGUCAUAUGCACACAAUAAAAGCUUUCCUUUUCCGGCACACGUCCCCCCAACCCCCUCCACCCUGCUGCCUCGGGAGGAAAACUAUUUACUUAUUACUAUUACUCCUUUUUAUUAUGUUAUGUUACCUCGCUUUUAACUCGAAGUCUUUUUUUUAAUUUAUUUUCCUACUUGUCUUCUUAGGUCAUUUAUUAUACCAAUACCUGCGUUUCUAGUGUUCUUUGUUUCUUUUUUCUUUUCUUUUUUCUUUUCUUUUUUCUUUUCUUUUUUCUUUUCUUUUUUUUUUUUUUUGUUGCUAUGAUGAAGGGCCAAACUGUUCAUUUUAAAACUUAACAACUUUUUUCUCUAAAAUAUUUUA